AUAUGAUACAGAUAUCUAGAACUUUGCCAAAAAUAUUGGUGAUCCUUGUGUUAACCUCACUGCUAGUUUCUUGUAAGCCAGUCAUGAAGCAUAUAUCGAAUGAUGACUUGAAAGGAGAUACUGUGAAGAGUACAUACUCAAUUCAUGCUUUAUCUAGAAGUAAACAAGGGUAUGGCUUCCAUAAUAUAUUUAUCUGGGUAGCUUCUUACAUUCAGUCCGCGUUGCAGAUGAUCCCAAGGAUAGAGAAUCUUAGUCUGGGGAACUUGGAGUACUAUCCAUUCAUGUCUUUAAAAAUAUGAUGCAUUUUGUUCUUUGUUAUGGCUGCAGUGGUGAUUAUUACAGAAAGGAUUGUAAUAUAUCAUUUCUUAAAACUCAAAGACAGAUCCUUGUUUUACAAAAGCUUCAAGAGAAAUACUCUGUUUACAUAUUUUCUCCUGGUGUUCCUGGCAGAUGAAGGAGGAUUCAUGUGAGUUCCAGAUCUCUUUAUAUUCUUCAGUCAUUUUGGUUUUUAUUCAACGAUAUCAGCAUUUAGAGAAGUUUUUGAUCUUUAUACAAAGAAGCUCCUUACAAUUCAGGCAAACGCAAAUAAUAUUCCUGAGCAUUCAAGGAAGAUUCAGAAGAUUCUGGAGUAUUACAGGACUCUGAAAUAUGUUCUGAUUAGUGCUUUGGGACUAUCCUUUAUCAUAUUUAGUGAAGUAGGGAAAUUAAGGUUAUACAACCUAUACUCUCCAGGUAUUAUUGCUCUGCUUGAGAUUUCUUUAUCACAUCAAAAGCUGUACUACAAGCAUAAGACUUCCACUAGCAUUAAUGAAGGGAUUAUAACUUUCUUCACAAAUUACUGAUUUGCUCUGAACAGUUUAUUGAUGGUGAUUAAAGUGAUAAACUGAGUAAAGGAUACGCUACUGUGUCUUUACCAAGAUGCUGUACCUUCCCCAUUCUCUCUGGUACAUAUGUACUACAUCAUGAGAAAUCUAAAAUUCUUCUUUUCCUGGAUCAAUGAGUGUGAAAAAUUUGUAGUUUUUCAUAAGAAUAAGAUUUUGAUAACUAACAAAUUUAAGCUCAAAAUUUACGAUGAAAAAUCAGGUGAAAAUAUGAAGGAAGAGUGCGGGAUUUGCUUAAAUUACCUGGACAAAGCUCGGAUUCUUCCCUGAAACCACCAAUUCCACCUCAUAUGUCUCUUACAACUCAUAAAGAACGGGUAUAAGAAAUGUCCGGUCUGCAGGCACCUAUUUGCUGAGGAACAGAGAGCUGAAGAAGAAAAUGACAACGAUGAAGGGGCUCUCCAGAAUUUAAACCAAAUGAACUUCUACGGUCUAGAGAAUGAUUAA
Molecule: messenger RNA, 1328 nt
Organism: Moneuplotes crassus
Lineage: Eukaryota; Ciliophora; Spirotrichea; Euplotida; Euplotidae
Source: the annotation of a GenBank genome assembly